UUGGCGGGCCGAGGGCAGCCGGCGGUGCCUGUGUCGGCGGCGGCUCGCUGUCCCCCCGCCGCCGGCGAUGGGGAAUGGGCUCUCGGACCAGACGCCGAUCCUCUCCAGCCUGCCCUCCUUCCAGUGCUUCCACAUCGUCAUCCUGGGGCUCGACUCGGCGGGCAAGACCACCGUGCUCUACAGGCUGCAGUUCAACGAGUUCGUCAACACCGUGCCCACCAAGGGCUUUAACACGGAGAAAAUCAAAGUGACGCUGGGCAGCUCGAAAACAGUCACCUUCCACUUCUGGGACGUGGGAGGCCAGGAGAAGCUGAGGCCCCUGUGGAAGUCCUACACCAGGUGCACGGAUGGCAUCGUGUUUGUGGUAGACUCUGUCGACAUCGAAAGGAUGGAGGAAGCCAAGACAGAACUUCAUAAAAUUACUAGGAUAUCUGAAAAUCAAGGCGUGCCUGUCCUUAUAGUGGCUAACAAACAGGACCUGAGGAACUCCCUUUCUCUCUCAGAAAUCGAGAAAAUGUUGGCAAUGAGCGAGUUGAGCUCUUCUACUCCCUGGCAUUUGCAGCCUACCUGUGCGAUCAUAGGGGAUGGACUCAAAGAGGGACUUGAAAAACUACACGAUAUGAUAAUUAAGCGAAGAAAAAUGUUGAGACAGCAGAAAAAGAAGAGAUGAGUUUUGUUUCUACAUUUCUAUCUUAGAGUAGUUCCAUGGUCAGAAUUCAAAGUAACAGCUUCCGAAGCCUGACCUGCUUGCUUGGAUGCUGUUACAGCUUAGUUAUGUUAAACAAUCAGUUGCACAAGCUUGCCCUGUGGCAGUUGUGCAGACACAGAACCUUUUGAAAAGCAAAAACAGAAAAUCGUUUUUUCCCAAGGUUUCUGGCACUGUUAUUUUGGAUGCCCUAUAAAGUAGUAUAAAGUUAUCAGGAAACAGAUGGGUGGGUUAAUGUGAGCUGGAUGUCUAAAUAGCCAAAUAAAAUGAGAGUUUUAUGAUUGGUGUUUGUAUUCAUAUAUUUGAGGGUGCAUUUUUGCAAGAAACUUGCAUUGAAGGUGUUCAGUGUUUUUAAACUUUCUAUGCUCGUAAGUGGAGUGUUUUAGGUGAAUAUAUACAGCUUUAAAAAUAUCAAUUUCAACAAUGUUUAUGGAGUUAGCAAUCUAUUAUUUCAGGAGACUGUGAGCCUUGGGGUUUUUUAAUCUUGUUUAAUAAUUUCCACAAGAGAGUUUGGCUAUAUGGUAUGUUUUUAAUUUGGCACUUUUUGAAGUUGAAUCACUUUUAGUUCUAACACUUGAAACUUCAGUGCUAUAGAUUCUUCAACUGAUAUAAGUAAGACUUGUUACACGAGUACACAAUAUGCAAGAGCAUGGAUCAGUUUUCCCAUGUAGCAUGAUUUGGUGUGUAGUCUUCUUAGAAAUAGCUGUGCAUUGUUAUGCAGUGCUAAUUGGAUUUAGAACAUUCAUGUAACUUGGAGAGGUCUUUCAGAAAUCUGGUUUGCUAUUCAAAAAAUAAGGUACUGUGACAUCAAUAUAAUUAAAUUUGUUGCAGUAAAGGAGAUGCAUACAGCAAUUUUUAGGUUGCCCAAGCCAUCUAGCGUUCUGGGCUCUUAAGAUGGCAAUAAAACUUGAUCAUAAUGAAAUAGAGCUAAAGUCAACAGAGCACACAUUUUGUAUCUGUAAAAUGUCCUGGUUUGUUAGUUACAUUGUUCGGUCACUUUCAACAUAACCUUUUUAUUACAGUUUUUGUAGUGCUUGUGAUUAGGAAUGUAAAGAAGUUUUUAUACACUUGAAACACGUGACACUGGGAAAACAUAAGUUUAAAGAUGGCCUGUAGUCUGUUCUAAUUUAUGCUUUAAGCUGUUCUUGUUUACAAGUGUGCAAACAGUAUUAAAUGGGCAGGACAGUAGUCUAAUGAGAAGGGAGAAGAGUUUUUCUUACUGGUACAGAACUUCAAAAGUUGUCUAGAAAUCUUGAUUAUCAAUUGAAAAGGGCUAAACUAGAGCCUGAAUUUUAAGAUGAACUUUAGUGGUGCUGUAAAACAGAAUGUUAGACUUGUCUUGAAACUUCCACUGGAAACGUCAGACUUAAAGAACAAUGUGAAGAUUCAUUUUCUCUUAAUCAGCCAAGUUAAUGCAUUCUUUCCCACUGCUAUGUAUUAAGAAGAGCUACAAAUCUGAAAAUCAAUGUAAGGUAUUGACAUCUGUAUGAAAUCACACUUCAUAGGCAGCAGCUGUUUGUCCAGAGGAUAACCAAAAAUGCACUUUAGUGUUUUCUAUAAUUGAAAGUGACAGCUGUUUUUUUUUUUUAAAUGACACCUUGAUCCUUUUGAGAGAAUUGAAGUAGCUUCUAGUGGAGCUUUUUGUAUGUUGGUUAUAUAUGUAUCUGCACUAGUGACAUUGAAAGUCACUUAUUCAGUAAUGUCUAUAUUUAUAGAAACGUGGAUAACUACUUAAACCUCAAUAAACACAAAUCAAAACAAGCCUGCAGGGAGAAGGUGUUUGACUUCCUUGAGUUGCAAUGAAGUGUUCUUGUUGGCCUUUAUGUGCAAAUCUUGCUCUCAAUAGCAGUAGAACUAUGUGCAUGAAACUAAAAUGCUUAUAAAUGUGACAAUGUUAUAAUCACAGGUAUCUCAUUAAAGACUUAAUAUAUGGCACAUACUUGUAUCAUAUUCCAUAUGUUUGUAUCAAAACACUGUUUGCUUCUAGCUGUAGCCACUUUUUCUCUCAUGAAGUGGUAGUGUGUAUUGUAAACCUUCCCUUCUCAUGAACAGAUUUAAUGUUACGUACAUUUGCUGGUGCAAUCUUCAAAGUUCUGAAAUAAUAUAUAGUAUUAACAGACUGUACAAUGGUAGUAUUAAACCCUUUAAUCAGCUGAGACUAACAUAUUUACUUAUGCUAGACAGUUUAACCAUCUGACGUAAUGUUACCUUUCUUAUACUUAGCAAGAAUACUUCCUUUAUUAUAAACAGAAACAGGCUUAAAUCUUCAAAGAAAUGCAGAGGAUUCAGCCAUCCUACUUCUUGAUUUUAAUGGAGAAUGUGAGUAAAUCCCUUACAAUCAGUUGGAGAUCUCAAUGGCAGUAUCUUUACAAAGUAUCCCUUAAUUGCUAUCAAACACUUGUACACUAUAAUGAUUCAAGAUCACUCCGUUUUCACAGAAAUAUUUAGGAUUCCUACCUCCCUUUUCCUCAAAAUUAGAUUGGUACAAUUGGAUCACAUACCAGCUUUUUUUUUAAAGAAAAUCCCUUAUCUUGGAUGAAAAUGCCUCAAGUAUAAUGGAUGGUUACCUAUUACAAUUGAUUCUACAUCUUUGAGUACUUUUUUGUCCCUAAAGGGGUGAGGCCAGUUUAGCUUGUACAACAACCUUCCAAUUCUCCUCCCCCUCUCUGUCCUGACUAGUGAGUUGUAUGCUACAGUUGUACAAGAAGGCAUUAAAAUGUCAGCCAGUCUCUCUUUUUAUGGCUUAUGAGUGAGGGCUGCAUACUGUGGAGCUUAAUGGUUGGGUAAAAUACAUUUUGUGGGAACCGAUUACGCUCCUUGAUCCAAGCCAUGUAAAUACUCUUUCCUCCCUACGGCAAGUUGUUCUGAAUAAAUAUUGUUUGAAGGUU
Pelodiscus sinensis (Chinese soft-shelled turtle) is the source of this 3594-nucleotide messenger RNA. NCBI's taxonomy places the organism in Eukaryota, Metazoa, Chordata, Testudines, Trionychidae. The record is from RefSeq and is a predicted model, not a curated record.